CCGUUAACAAACUGAAAAGUGACUUCAGUUAUAGAGUGGAGCUGGUUUUCUUCACUUGUUUAUAAUGGAGCUCAGUUAAAUAUAAUCUUCUAAUCAAAGCUUAAAAAAUGCGGAUGUUCGGUUUUUCACAUUGUCCGUGCUCUAUAAUAUAAAAAAUCUACCUUUGCUGGGUAGAACCUCUCGAGGGGCGAAGUGUUGAUCCUCGCAAUAAACAAAAGGAAAAAAACAAAAACUGUGCAGGUGUAAACUCUAAAUAUUCUAAUCUGAACUAAAAACUGUUGUGCAUCAAAAAUGAAAAUCAUCUACAUAAAUAAUCAAAGUAUCUCUUGUGUGUGUCGUCUGAUAUCACGCCGUGACGAUAAGUGUGCUUUGCGUCGUGCAUAUAAAAGGGAUCACUUUGCAGCAUCUUAAUCUCUGUUCAGUAGUAGCUUAGCGGAUAGUGUACUUCUACAGAGUUCAAUGAGAUAGUGAGUUUAGCGCGUUGACGUUGCUGACGGUAUCACCAAUUGGUCUUAGUCCAUUUAGUGUAUAUAUUUGCACUGAUUACAUUUCCGAAAUAUCAGUAAAUUCCUUUGGUACUGUGCAGUGCUGAAGCAACGAAAUUGUAUUAAGUAUCGAAAUCAUCAUAUCCGAAACAGUUUUUCACGCGAGUGUGUUAACUCUGAAACUCGGCUCGCAGGAAUCGCAUUAAAAUCUAUAAACCCAGAAUCCGUGGUGUAAAAUGAGCAAUCAUAAUCAACAUGACUAUCGAAACGAUACGCGUAAUAAUGAUCCUGAAGAAUUGGAACGGCUGACAAACCCCAAUAAUACUUCUCUGAUUGUCGGUGAUAUUGUGCCAAACGAGAAGGACAAAAUGGGUGAAACUUUCAAUAAUGGAAUCGUCCGAAAAAGCGGAAAGGAUGUCAACGAAAAUGAGGAGAAGGCAAUGAAGGAUGAUAUCGACAGGAUACUCAGAACGAUGCCACUUACUGAAGAUACUACUUGUGGAUUUUGGAUUCUAAAAGGAUCAUUUUUUCAAAAAUUUGCAAAUAAGAAAGCCUACGUAAUACUCUACGGUAUAGUUGGUUGUAUAUUCUCUAUGACAUACGCUUACUUCAACGGGACAAUCACAACAAUCGAGAAAAGAUACAAGAUUCCGUCCAAAAAUACUGGUAUCAUAACUGUAGGAAACGACAUAAGUCAGCUAUUUGUAUCAGCAGUUUUAAGUUACUACGCCGGAAAAGGACAUCGGCCCAGAUGGAUAGGAUUUGGUUUACUUACUAUAGUCAUAUUUUGCCUCAUGAACGCGCUGCCUCAUGUACUGUAUGGGCCAGGUGAGGAUGCCUUACGGCUUACUUUAGAGUAUGGUGGAAUUCAGGAUUUGAAUGCAACGGAGGCUGUUAUAACUAAAGAGCGGACAAAAUCAUUAUGCAAAUUUAAAAGUAAUGGAACCGGGACGGAGUGCGAAAAUGUGGAAGGAAACUUUGCUCCUCAAGUUGUACUCUUCAUUGCCCAGUUUAUUUCGGGUAUUGGCGGCUCUUUAUAUCACACAUUGGGAGUAUCUUACAUGGACGACAAUACCAAAAGGUCGAAGACUCCAGCUCUAUUAAGUCUUUCGUACUUUAUGCGGAUGCUUGGUCCGGCCAUGGGUUACGCGCUUGCUUCCUUCUGCCUCCGAAUGUACAUCUCACCAACGUUGACACCGAUCGUUACAAAUAACGAUCCUCGAUGGCUCGGUGCCUGGUGGUUAGGCUGGAUUAUCUUGGGAAUAACUUUGUUCGUUUCGAGCAUAUUCCUUACAAUGUUCCCUAAAGAACUUCCGCGAGCAGCCGCACGAAGAAUGCUGAAGAAAGAAAGACAGAAGAAGAACAACAAAGAUCUAAAGGAUGUACCUGAGGAGUCUGAAUUGCCGGCAUCAUUUAAAGAUAUGAUCAAAACUUUCAAGAAAUUGAUAACAAACGCUACUUUAAUGUGCAAUAAUUUCGCGUCAAUAUUUUACUUUUUCGGGUACAUGCCAUAUUGGAUAUUCACACCGAAAUACAUUGAAAUCCAGUACAGGCAAUCAGCUGCAACGUCUAGUUUGGUAACUGGUACCGUCGCCCUGGCCUUUUCCGCCAUUGGGAUCCUUUUAUCAGGUUUCGUCAUUUCGAAGUACAAACCAAGAGCGAGAUAUAUGGCAGCGUGGAACGUUGCUGUUGGAUUGUUUUCAGUCCUUGGGAUGAUUAGUUAUUCAUUUUUGGGCUGCCCAGGGAAUGAAAAAUCAAUGGUCAUCAACUUGCCAGAAAGUAAUGGCGUAGGUGCUCUGAGUCCAACGUGCAACUCGCAGUGUCAAUGCGAUUAUGUAAGAUAUUCGCCAAUAUGUGGAGAGGAUGGGAAUACUUAUAUAUCACCGUGUCAUGCCGGAUGUAAGCAGCAGAGGAUAUCAGGUGAUGGGAAAAAGGUAUUUUACGAUUGCGCUUGCAUCACAUCCACCCUGAACGCUACAACUGCAACUCCCAUUUUCGAGCGGCUAACAACCCUUUCAGACAAUACUUACAAUGCAAGUUUCACAUUACCCGAAGCUCUCACUACAUCCUCGCCUGAAGUGACGCAGGUACUCUUGUGUUUUUUUCUAAACUGUCUCCACAGCACUAAAACGUAUUAUCUUUCGUCCUUAAUACAGUUACCAUUUGCCGGCAAAGCUAUUCCGGGUGCAUGUCCUGUCAACUGCUUCAAGCAAUUCGUCAUGUUCUUGUCGGUGAUGUGUUUCUUGAAAUUCAUCGGGGCAACAGGACGUGCCAGCAAUUUCUUGGUUUCAGUAAGAUGUGUUCCGGAAAAGGACAAAACGGUCGCAAUGGGCUUUGGCUUGAUGAUGAUGAGUUUAUUGGCUUUCAUUCCCAGUCCCAUAUUCUUCGGUUGGGUGCUGGACAAACUGUGCCUGGUGUGGGGUAAGACGUGCACGAGCAAAGGAAACUGUUGGCUCUACGAUGCCCAGGCCCUGAGAUACAACAUGAACAUCAUUGCGUCCACUUUUGUUUUUAUUGGAACUAUCUUUGAUGUUGGCGUAUGGUACUUUGUGAAGGACCUUAAGAUAUUUGAUGAGGAAGUCAAAGAGGAGGAACUGCAGGAGUUCGACCGGGAGGAGGAGGCGGCUGUUGAAAAGAAAGUGGAAAAUUAAGUUAAUUACGUAGAGGCUAGAGUCCUCUUCUUUCUAAUCAGUUUGUCCGUCGAUUGAGUGAAAGAGGUUUUCUGGUAUUCAAUAUGAGCAGCUGUGAUGAUAGAUAAUGUAUCGGUUAAGUGUAAUUAGUGCCUAAUUAAAUGUAGGUACUCUUUCUUACUAACGUUGUUAUUUUGUAUGUGCACUCUCCAGGUAAUUGUUGCUAACGAAGUCUAAUUCAGUUUGUUGACUUCUUGUAUGAUGAGAUUACUCAGUAAGUGUUUGUUGCUAGCGUGAUAAGGAAAAAUUCGCGAUAAGAGAUUCAUGUAAAUAAAUCGAAAUAAUUUCAUA
Molecule: messenger RNA, 3466 nt
Organism: Hermetia illucens (black soldier fly)
Lineage: Eukaryota; Metazoa; Arthropoda; Insecta; Diptera; Stratiomyidae
Gene: Oatp58Dc
Product: solute carrier organic anion transporter family member 74D
Exons: 11
Coding region: 722-3136 (804 amino acids)
Biological process (GO): sodium-independent organic anion transport; transmembrane transport
Cellular component (GO): membrane
Molecular function (GO): protein binding
Source: RefSeq, a predicted model, not a curated record